AUGUCCCGCCGCAAACAGGGCAACCCGCAGCACUUGUCCCAGAGGGAGCUCAUCACCCCAGAGGCUGAACAUGUGGAGGCCACCAUCCUUGAAGAAGAUGAGGGUCUGGAGAUAGAGGAGCCAAGCGGCCUGGGGCUGAUGGUGGGUGGCCCCGACCCUGACCUGCUCACCUGUGGCCAGUGUCAGAUGAACUUCCCCCUGGGGGACAUCCUGGUUUUUAUAGAGCACAAGAAGAAGCAGUGUGGCGGCAGCCUGGGUGCCUGCUAUGACAAAGGCCUGGACAAAGGUAGCCCGCCACCCUCCUCGCGCUCCGAGCUCAGGAAAGUGUCCGAGCCGGUGGAGAUUGGGAUCCAGGUCACCCCCGAUGAAGAUGACCACCUGCUCUCACCCACGAAAGGCAUCUGCCCCAAGCAGGAGAACCUGGCAGGGCCGUGCAGGCCUGCCCAGCCGCCAGCGAUGGCCCCCAUAGCUGCCUCCUCCUCCCACCCUCACACAUCGGUGAUCACUUCACCUCUGCGGGCCCUGGGCGCCCUCCCGCCCUGCAUCCCCCUGCCGUGCUGCAGCGCGCGCCCUGUCUCGGGCGACGGCACUCAGGGUGAGGGGCAGAUGGAGGCUCCCUUUGGAUGCCAGUGUCAGUUGUCAGGUAAAGAUGAGCCUUCCAGCUACAUUUGCACAACAUGCAAGCAGCCCUUCAACAGCGCGUGGUUCCUGCUGCAGCACGCGCAGAACACGCACGGCUUCCGCAUCUACCUGGAGCCCGGGCCGGCCAGCAGCUCGCUCACGCCGCGGCUCACCAUCCCGCCGCCGCUUGGGCCCGAGGCCGUGGCGCAGUCCCCGCUCAUGAAUUUCCUGGGCGACAGCAACCCCUUCAACCUGCUGCGCAUGACGGGCCCCAUCCUGCGGGACCACCCGGGCUUCGGCGAGGGCCGCCUGCCCGGCACGCCGCCGCUCUUCAGCCCGCCGCCGCGCCACCACCUGGACCCGCACCGCCUCAGUGCCGAGGAGAUGGGGCUCGUGGCCCAGCACCCCAGUGCCUUCGACCGAGUCAUGCGCCUGAACCCCAUGGCCAUCGACUCGCCCGCCAUGGACUUCUCGCGGCGGCUCCGUGAGCUGGCGGGGAACAGCUCCACGCCGCCACCCGUGUCGCCCGGCCGCGGCAACCCUAUGCACCGGCUCCUCAACCCCUUCCAGCCCAGCCCCAAGUCCCCGUUCCUGAGCACGCCGCCGCUGCCCCCCAUGCCCCCCGGCGGCACGCCCCCGCCGCAGCCGCCGGCCAAGAGCAAGUCCUGCGAGUUCUGCGGCAAGACCUUCAAGUUCCAGAGCAAUCUCAUCGUGCACCGGCGCAGCCACACGGGCGAGAAGCCCUACAAGUGCCAGCUGUGCGACCACGCGUGCUCGCAGGCGAGCAAGCUCAAGCGCCACAUGAAGACGCACAUGCACAAGGCCGGCUCGCUGGCCGGCCGCUCCGACGACGGGCUGUCGGCCGCCAGCUCCCCGGAGCCCGGCACCAGCGAGCUGACCGGCGAGGGCCUCAAGGCGGCCGACGGCGACUUCCGCCACCACGAGAGCGACCCGUCGCUGGGCCACGAGCCCGAGGAGGAGGACGAGGAGGAGGAGGAGGAGGAGGAGGAGCUGCUGCUGGAGAACGAAAGCCGGCCCGAGUCGAGCUUCAGCAUGGACUCGGAGCUGAGCCGCAACCGCGAGAACGGGGGCGGCGGGGUGCCCGGCGCGGGCGGCGGCGCGGCCAAGGCGCUGGCCGACGAGAAGGCGCUGGUGCUGGGCAAGGUCAUGGAGAACGUGGGCCUGGGCGCGCUGCCGCAGUACGGGGAGCUGCUGGCCGACAAGCAGAAGCGCGGCGCCUUCCUGAAGCGCGGGCCGGGCGGCGGCGACACGGGCGACGACGACGACGCGGGCGGCUGCGGCGACGCGGGCGCGGGCGGCGCGGUCAACGGGCGCGGGGGCGGCUUCGCGCCGGGCGCCGAGCCCUUCCCGGGCCUCUUCCCGCGCAAGCCGGCGCCGCUGCCCAGCCCGGGGCUCAACAGCGCGGCCAAGCGCAUCAAGGUGGAGAAGGACCUGGAGCUGCCGCCCGCCGCGCUCAUCCCCUCCGAGAACGUGUACUCGCAGUGGCUCGUGGGCUACGCGGCGUCGCGCCACUUCAUGAAGGACCCCUUCCUGGGCUUCACGGACGCGCGCCAGUCGCCCUUCGCCACGUCGUCCGAGCACUCGUCCGAGAACGGCAGCCUGCGCUUCUCCACGCCGCCCGGGGACCUGCUGGACGGCGGCCUGUCGGGCCGCAGCGGCACGGCCAGCGGGGGCAGCACGCCGCACCUGGGGGGCCCGGGCCCGGGGCGGCCGAGCUCCAAGGAGGGCCGCCGCAGCGACACGUGCGAGUACUGCGGCAAGGUGUUCAAGAACUGCAGCAACCUGACGGUGCACCGGCGGAGCCACACCGGCGAGCGGCCUUACAAGUGCGAGCUGUGCAACUACGCGUGCGCGCAGAGCAGCAAGCUCACGCGCCACAUGAAGACGCACGGGCAGAUCGGCAAGGAGGUGUACCGCUGCGACAUCUGCCAGAUGCCCUUCAGCGUCUACAGCACCCUGGAGAAACACAUGAAAAAGUGGCACGGCGAGCACUUGCUGACUAACGACGUCAAAAUCGAGCAGGCCGAGAGGAGCUAA
Messenger RNA from Cynocephalus volans (Philippine flying lemur), 2679 nucleotides. RefSeq names its product BCL11 transcription factor B (gene BCL11B). The transcript is spliced from 4 exons. Gene Ontology annotation, molecular function: RNA polymerase II cis-regulatory region sequence-specific DNA binding; DNA-binding transcription factor activity. Bases 1 to 2679 code for a protein of 892 amino acids. NCBI's taxonomy places the organism in Eukaryota, Metazoa, Chordata, Mammalia, Dermoptera, Cynocephalidae. Gene Ontology annotation, cellular component: nucleus. Gene Ontology annotation, biological process: positive regulation of transcription by RNA polymerase II. The record is from RefSeq and is a predicted model, not a curated record.